This is a messenger RNA of Aspergillus versicolor CBS 583.65, 823 nucleotides long. Its product is annotated as succinate dehydrogenase assembly factor 3. Gene Ontology annotation, cellular component: mitochondrial intermembrane space; mitochondrion. The record is from RefSeq and is a predicted model, not a curated record. The transcript is spliced from 3 exons. NCBI's taxonomy places the organism in Eukaryota, Fungi, Ascomycota, Eurotiomycetes, Eurotiales, Aspergillaceae. Gene Ontology annotation, biological process: succinate metabolic process; mitochondrial respiratory chain complex II assembly. The annotation marks the transcript as partial.
GCCAUCUCCAACCCCGAGUUAAUCCCCAAUCCUAAAUAAUCUUUAAAGCAGAAUAUAACGAAGAUGCGCGCCUUCAUCCGCCUUCUUUAUGCGACGCCGUCCAACAUCGGCUCCGUCUCAAGCCUUACCGAAGCCCUCGCCCUCCUCCCACCCAUCCCGCUCUACCGCCGAAUCCUCCGCGUGCACCGCAAGAAGCUCGAUCCCGAAAUGCGCAUUCUAGGAGACUCAUACCUGAAGAGCGAGUUUCGCGCUCACCGGAGGACGGAAAACCCGCUGCAUAUUAUCGGGUUCCUCACGGAGUGGCAAUUGUAUGCGCAAAAGCUAGAGGGGGAUUCGUGGAUCGGCGAGAAGCUGGAUAAGGGCAAAUUGGAUAAGAUGAGUGACCAGCAACUUGGGCAGCUGUACGAGUUGAUGCAAACGAUUCGGAAUAAAGAUGGGGAAGGGAAUGAAUAGACCGGCUUAUAUCUGGUCUUGGCCGGGGAGCGGAAAUGGCCUGGUUAAUUGACAACCCCGGUGUGCUAUAUUCCAGGGCAAUGCUAUAUUCUAGCGCUUAUUAUUGCCGGCGUUGAAAACUGUUGAUGAUCUUUGUAAUACUUAGAUUUCUGUAUAUACUGAGUACUCCAUUGGCGUCUUUGUUACUGCUACUAUACCAUCUUUGGAGAGUUUCCGAGAUACAAACUGUUCAAUAUGCGCAAACUAAAACCCGCGCGGCAUAUACGUAGUGCUGGGACACCUUCUACUAACUUACAUGUCAUCGUAACCUAGGCAAAGGAGAUCAUGGAUUCCUAGACAUUGAGCUCGUUAUGGCUGAUACUGAGGUAUA